AUGUGCAAAGCAAAGGGGCUGGUGUGUUUUCCCUGUGUGUGCUCGACUUGGACGGAUGUGCAGUGCUUGGUGAAGAUGGUGGUCGCGACCCACGAUUCUACUUGUACUGGUGUCAACGCUCCACUUGGACGGCUGCCAGCACCCUUGCAUAGUGGAGGUUGGGAAAGGAGGCAAACUCCUAAGCUGCGGCAUCGCAUGACUCGACGUUGUGUCAUUGAAUGGCCCAUGGUGGCGGUAGUGAAUGAUGUCGUGCCGUCGCGUAGGGCCAGCACCGAGGCUAGCACGCAGGGGGUCCUGCAUGCGGCGGCUCGUCGGACCUGGAUGGCAGUAAAGAGAACACGGCGGCGCUGCGAUGUGGACCUGAGUGCCCCCGAAGAGGGCCGGGGAUGCGGACGAGCUCAGCGGGGAUUCUCGGGGCGUCGAUUCAAUUAG
This is a messenger RNA of Triticum turgidum subsp. durum (durum wheat), 432 nucleotides long. NCBI's taxonomy places the organism in Eukaryota, Viridiplantae, Streptophyta, Magnoliopsida, Poales, Poaceae. The record is from the annotation of a GenBank genome assembly.